Messenger RNA from Cylas formicarius (sweet potato weevil), 610 nucleotides. RefSeq lists its product as uncharacterized. The coding region runs from base 138 to 587 and encodes 149 amino acids. NCBI's taxonomy places the organism in Eukaryota, Metazoa, Arthropoda, Insecta, Coleoptera, Brentidae. The record is from RefSeq and is a predicted model, not a curated record. The transcript has 3 exons.
UUUACGUGGCUAUAAAUAAAUUUGUCGUGGUCUCGAUUAAGGCGGUCAGGCAGUCAGUUGUUUUCGCUUGGCCGUUGUAAAAGAUAUCAAACGAGUUAAAAAAAAUAUCGUACUUUCGGUCGUAUUCGCUGUUCGCCAUGAAGUUUUCGAGUGUUAAUUUGUUAUUGGGAAUAUUUUUACUGUUUUCCUGCGUGAAUUUGAAUUACGGAUUAGAAUGUAUAACCUGCAACGUCACCAAGACAGCCCAGAAUGGUGACGACUGUAACGGAGUUUACUCGAAAGUCAAGUGCCAGGGAAACAGCGUGUGCUUAUCCGCAGAGUAUGAAGUGUGGAAUCCGGGUCAGGCGGGCGAUCCUAAAACCUUCGUGGAAAAGACUUGCUACCAAAAUAUGGCCGGCAAGGAAUGCGAGCAAUUCGUCAAAGUACACAGCAACCUGUUUGGCAUCGGAACAAAGGUGACGUCGAAGAAGUGUUACGUGUGUAGAGAAGACGAUUGCAAUCGGCUCUCGAGCGGGUCUGAGACAUAUUUACCUGCCCUAUGGCUGGCGUGUUUAGUAAAUAUUCUACUAGCAAAAUUGCUGGCUUAAGUAAAAAUUGAUAAUAAUAAUAA